GGAGGAGGCGGCGGCCAGGCCUGCGGGCCGCAUGGCUGCAGCUCCGGGCGGUGGCGGGUCAGGCCCCGCGGCGGGAGAGCCGCUGCUGCAGCGACACGACUCCGGCCAGGGCUCGCCCGAGCCGCCGGCCCACGGGAAGCCCCAGCCGGGCUUCCUCUCCAGCCUCUUCACCCGGGACCGGAGUUGCCCGCUCAUGCUCCUGAAGACGCUAGAGACGAACCCAUAUGUCAAACUUCUACUGGAUGCUAUGAAACACUCAGGCUGUGCUGUUAACGAAGGGAGACACUUCUCUUGCGAAGACUGUGAUGGAAACGUCAGCGGAGGGUUCGACGCUUCAACGUCUCAGGUUGUUUUGUGCCAGAAUAACAUCCGAAGUCAGGCUCACAUGAGCAGAGUCGUCACCCACGAGCUCAUCCACGCGUUCGAUCAUUGCCGGGCUCAUGUGCACUGGUUUACCGAUGUCAGACAUCUGGCGUGCUCGGAGAUCCGAGCUGCAAGCCUCAGUGGGGACUGCUCGCUUGUGAAUGAAAUCUUCAGGUUGCAUUUUCGAUUAAAACGACACCACCAGACUUGUGUGCGGGACAGAGCUGUUCUUUCCAUCUUGGCUGUUCGGAACAUCAGCAGAGAAGAGGCCCAGAAGGCUGUGGAUGACGUUUUUGAGUCUUGUUUCAAUGACCGUGAGCCUUUUGGCAGGAUCCCACAUACUAAGAUGUAUGCCCAGUAUGCUCACAGGGACUUUCAGAGCCGUCAUCGCUAUUACUCAAACAUAUGAAGAUAGUAUCCUCAAGCCUCAGGACCAGGAGGGAAUGCACAAAUGUAUACAAUGUAAAUAAUCAGUUAGGUACUGCCAUAAAGUUCAGGAUGUGAAAUGGUCUCAGACACAGAAUGUAUACAAUGUAAUUCUUCUCAGCACAGAACGUUUACAAUGUAAAUGUUCUCAGCACAGAAUGUAUACAAUAUAAAUCUUCUCAGACACAGAAUGUAUACAAUGUAAAUGUUCUCAGGUUAAAAAACUAUACAAUGUAAAUGAUCAGUUAGGCACCUGAGGAUUCAGAAUGUAUACAGUGUAUUGAUGGGUUAGAUACUAUGGAUCCAGAAUGUAUACGAUGUAAGUGAUUGGUUAGGCAUGGGAUCCAGAAUGUAUACAGUGUAAAAAUACAGAAGUUGUUGGUUUUAGCAUUUGACUACAAAAAAAAUAAAUAUAGCAAAAAAGGAACUCCUUAAACUGCAAGGCAAAAAUUGGACCUUUAUUGCUAGUCAUUUGGUAAAUAAGGUAAAUGAAUGACAUUUUUUGUACUUUCCACAGUAUACUUAC
This is a messenger RNA of Phodopus roborovskii (desert hamster), 1315 nucleotides long. It is a transcript of the gene Atp23, whose product is annotated as ATP23 metallopeptidase and ATP synthase assembly factor homolog. The transcript has 6 exons. Bases 32 to 772 code for a protein of 246 amino acids. Gene Ontology annotation, molecular function: metalloendopeptidase activity. Gene Ontology annotation, cellular component: extrinsic component of mitochondrial inner membrane. The record is from RefSeq and is a predicted model, not a curated record. Gene Ontology annotation, biological process: mitochondrial protein processing; mitochondrial proton-transporting ATP synthase complex assembly. NCBI's taxonomy places the organism in Eukaryota, Metazoa, Chordata, Mammalia, Rodentia, Cricetidae.